AUUGAUCAUCAACAUAACAAUGUCGGUCCGCUUGGAGGAAGUCGCAGUGUUGGCAGGCCAUUCCGAGUGCGUGUGGCACGCGUCGUGGCACCCGAACGGGUCCUUGUUGGCAACUUGUGGCAGCGACAAAACGAUCCGCAUCUGGUCUCCUUCCCGGAACGCCAAGACGCCGCAGGAUGCGUGGGACUGCGUCGCGACGCUCGAAGACGCCCAGGGUCGAACCAUUCGCGCGUGCGAGUGGUCGCGCAACGGACAGUACAUUGCGUCGGUCAGCUUUGACGCGACGACUGUGAUCUGGGAAAAGCAGGGCGACGUGUACGAAGUGAUCGCGUCACUGGAAGGCCACGAGAGCGAAGUCAAGAGCGUGGCGUGGAGUCCGUCGGGGUCGUACUUGGCCACAUGCAGCCGCGACAAGAGCGUGUGGAUCUGGGAGGCCGACGCCGACACGGACUUUGAGUGCGUGUCAGUUUUACAUGGCCACAGCCAGGAUGUCAAGUUCGUGACGUGGCACCCGGACGAAGACUUGCUGUUCUCGACAUCGUACGACGACACCGUAUGUGUAUGGGCCGAGCGCGACGAUGACUGGGCUUGCGUGGAAACGCUGACUGGUCACAAAUCCACCGUGUGGGCCGCCACCACCGACGCCACAGGACUCCGACUCGCGACCUGCUCCGACGAUAAGUCCGUGCUCUUGUGGCAGCGGCACCCCGCCACGUUGACGGCUGAUGGACGAUCGAGUGAGUGGACCCAAGUCGAUGCACUCACAGGGUACCACCCUCGCGCCGUGUUUAGCAUCCACUGGAAUAUCUCGACUAACGUGUUGGCCACUGGAUGUGGCGACGAUGGCAUUCGCCUCUUUCAAGCGAAUCCCUCCACUGCCAAGUUUGAACUCGUCUACCAACAAGUGCACGCCCACGCAGGAGACGUCAAUUGUGUCCGAUGGUCACCGACGGACCCAGCGUUGUUGGUAUCUGCAGGCGACGACGCGAACGUGCGGCUGUGGCGCGCUGUGACAUUGUAGUAGUAGUACUACUAGUAGUACUAACUACGUUUUGUUUUUGACAUAC
Messenger RNA from Aphanomyces astaci, 1067 nucleotides. RefSeq lists its product as hypothetical. The record is from RefSeq and is a predicted model, not a curated record. Gene Ontology annotation, molecular function: protein binding. The transcript has 5 exons. Gene Ontology annotation, cellular component: cytosolic [4Fe-4S] assembly targeting complex. Gene Ontology annotation, biological process: iron-sulfur cluster assembly. The coding region runs from base 20 to 1021 and encodes 333 amino acids. NCBI's taxonomy places the organism in Eukaryota, Oomycota, Saprolegniomycetes, Saprolegniales, Verrucalvaceae.